AUGAAGUCUAUUGGGAAUGGACAAGACACAAGUAUAUGGGCUGAUAAGUGGAUUGUUGAUGAUUACCCAAGACGACCUAUUAACAAAGAGCUCUUCAUGGAUUUGAACCUCCGUGUUGCAUCUUUAAUAACACCGCAGGGAGAAUGGAACUUACCAAGAAUGCAGCAGCUUUUCCCUCCCGGUGAUGUGAUCCAGAUCAGCUCAUUUCCUCCGGCAGUUAAUCUUAAGGAUAGGUUUGUUUGGGCUUAUACUAAGGAUGGCAAGUACUCUGUUAAAAGCGGGAACUGGGUCCUAAAAAGGGAGGCUACUUCGAUGGAGGUGAUAUCUGAUAAUACUCAGGCCGUCAAUUUGAUAAAAGAGAAGGCAUGGAACAUAGUCACUGUCCCGAAAAUCAAGCUGUUUUUUUUGAGAGCUCUUUCUGGUGCUUUGGCAGUGGCAGAGUGUCUUCGACACCAUGGGCUACAAACUAACCCGAUUUUCUCACUUUGUAGAGUUGAGGAAGAAACUGUGUCACAUGUACUUUUUAAAUGUACUCUAGCAGCUCAAGGUUGGCUUCUUUCUAGUUUACCAGCUCCAGCUCAAGGAUUCUUUGCUUCGGUGAUGGACAACAUUCAACACCUUUUAAGUAUAAUGAAAGAUGAGAGUAUUCCUACCCAUAUCAGAACUGCAAUUCCCUGGAUCUUAUGGGAAAUUUGGAAAGCACGGAAUUCGACUCUUUAUGCAGGUAAACAUAACGAUGGCAACAUUCUGCUAGCUACAGCCUUUGAGGAGGCAGAGGAGUGGAUGCAACAACACCACAAUCUUACACGUGAUCAGCAUGUUGAGACAAGGAGAAGCCCACAUAAUGUCCAACGAUGGCUCAGGCCGGUUGUUGGUGUGUUAAAAUGUAAUGUGCACGCAUCAUGGGUUAAUGAUUCUGCUUUUUGUGGUGGAUCUUGGAUUUUACGAAAUCACAAUGGGGAUGCUCUCUUUCAUGCUUGA
This is a messenger RNA of Arabidopsis lyrata subsp. lyrata, 981 nucleotides long. RefSeq lists its product as uncharacterized. Lineage: Eukaryota; Viridiplantae; Streptophyta; Magnoliopsida; Brassicales; Brassicaceae. The coding region runs from base 1 to 981 and encodes 326 amino acids. The transcript has a single exon. The record is from RefSeq and is a predicted model, not a curated record.